Molecule: messenger RNA, 1347 nt
Organism: Arachis duranensis
Lineage: Eukaryota; Viridiplantae; Streptophyta; Magnoliopsida; Fabales; Fabaceae
Product: protein KTI12 homolog
Exons: 2
Coding region: 243-1151 (302 amino acids)
Source: RefSeq, a predicted model, not a curated record
ACGAAAAUAUUUUCGGGAGCAAGAGGAGUAUUGCUGAGCUGCGAAUACUGAAUAGUUUAACCCGCGAAUCUGAGUCUCUAGGGUUUCACUUUCCCUUUCUCUUUCUUUUUUCUGAUUCUUAAUCACUUUCAUCUCUUUUCUUCUAAAUCAAAUCAAAUAUCUCGCAUCGCUCCUUCGAUACACCGCCUCGCUCUUCACCUUUCGCCGCUGCGGUCAUUGAAGAGAGGUAAUUUCUGACCGGAAUGGCAUUGGUUGUGAUCUGCGGGCAACCAUGCAGUGGCAAAUCCAAAGCAGCACUCUGUCUAGCUGAAUCUCUCAAAGAAUCCGAAGUGAAGUACCAAGUGAGGAUCAUUGAUGAAGCUUCCUUUCAUCUAGAUCGCAAUGAGAGCUAUGCAAAUAUGCCUUCUGAGAAGAAUCUGAGAGGAGUGCUUCGCUCCGAAGUGGAUAGAUCUGUGGCCAAAGACAAUAUCAUUAUAGUGGACUCUUUGAAUAGCAUCAAGGGUUAUCGAUACGAGUUAUGGUGUUUGGCUCGUGCAGCAGGGAUUAGAUACUGUGUUGUUUACUGUGAUGUGGAGGAAAACAAUUGUAGGAAGUGGAACGAGGAGCGCAGGGCGAAAGGCGAAGCUAGUUACAAUGAUACUAUCUUUGAUGAUUUGGUGAGGAGGUUUGAGAGACCUGAUAGCAGAAACCGGUGGGAUGCGCCGUUGUUUGAGCUAUGGCCUCACAGAGAUGGAAUAGACAAAUCUUGUGCUGCCAUUGUGGAUGCUGUCUCAUACUUGACCAAGAAGGUGGAUUCCAAAACCAGGGAUGUCAAGAUAUUGCAGCCUACUAUUGCGACUCAGACAAGUCGUUUUUCGGAUGCGAAUUCUCUGUAUGAGUUGGACAAGGCAACACAGGAGGUGACAAACACUAUAGCUGAGGCGCAAUCACAAUCUUUUGGUGGACCUCUUGUUGGUAUUUCUGUGGGGAAAGACUUGCCUACUAUCAAUAUUUCAAGGCCAGUUGGGCUGCCGGAGCUUCGCAGGAUGCGGCGAACCUUCAUCAAACUGACGGGGCAAACAAGUUUAAGCGGGCCACCACCUCCUUCGGACGCAGACAGCGCAAAGAGAAUGUUUAUUGACUAUUUGAAUAGGGAAUUAGGAACUUCUUAAGGAAACAGUUUGGGAUCAAACUUCAUAGAUUGAUUGGGAUAAAAACAGCUGCAAUAUUUUUGUACUAUUAGAUUCUGAGCUAUUUUAUAUGUUUAUUUGGAAGGGAGAUGGAGAUCAACUAAAAGAUGGAAACUAAAUUAAGUUUCUCUGUUAUGUUUGAUGUAAAAUAUAUUAGACUAAAUUAUGUCUAUCUCAA